Messenger RNA from Carassius carassius (crucian carp), 1605 nucleotides. RefSeq lists its product as uncharacterized. The transcript is spliced from 10 exons. The record is from RefSeq and is a predicted model, not a curated record. NCBI's taxonomy places the organism in Eukaryota, Metazoa, Chordata, Actinopteri, Cypriniformes, Cyprinidae. The coding region runs from base 166 to 1515 and encodes 449 amino acids.
CACAGGUCCUCUCUAAACCUCUAAAAUGCCCUCACAGACUAAUCUCAAUGUGUGGACGCAUUUGCUUGUUGUGUUUUGUUUGUGUUUGGCCUCACGCAUGUCUCUUCAUGUGUAACGCCAGGUGGUCGGAUCGGCUGAAGGCUCUGUGGCAGAGCAUGCACUCAUAUGGCUUCUGCCCCGUGUGUUUUCGGAAGUGUCUCGUCAACUCAUCCGAACGGGCGAACUUCCACCCGCAACCUUCCCACGUGCAGUGGUACGGCUUUUCACCUGAGGACAACAGAAAUACAAGAAGCUGCUGAAUACACUGCUCCACCGGCUCCUACACUGACACAGACAGACUCCAGAGACUCAUCUGUGGAGUUGUUGUGUCAGGCUCCAGAAGGUUAUGGUGGACUUGUAUUUAAGCUUUUCAAAGUGCAUGAGCUGAUAGAUAAAGUUGAGCAUUCAAAUGAACAGCAAGCGGCUCGCUUUAUUCUUAGGGGAGAAGAUACAGAAAAGAAGAUUUAUUACUGCUGUCAGUAUGACCACAGCAUUAUCAGUCAGUAUAUGACACCAGAGAUGAAAGGUGAGUUUUUCUUUCCCCCUCCAUCCCCUCACCUGGUGGUUGAGCCUUCUAGUGGGCAGGUCAAUCCUGGUGACACACUGUCAUUCCACUGCCAGGCUCCACCUGACCCUCAGAAACAACCUCCUGAGGCUUUUCUUUUGCUCCGGAGAACCAAAGGAAACCCCGGCUUCCAGGUUGCUCCAGCACAGCUGGUGUCUCAGUCCCAUGAAGCUCACUUCAUUGUGAAGACAAUGGGACGGGACGAUGGUGGGGAGUAUGUCUGCCUCUACCAACUCAAAUCAUCAAAGUUGGGACAAGUGAACUCCACAGCCAGUCAGCUGGUACACAUUACUGUCAUAGAGCUCCCAGUCCCCACUCUGUCCUUGUCCCUACACAAGGGUGAAGUUCUGGAGUGUGUUGGGUCACCUUCAUAUCCACGAGGCUUCUUCUAUUUAUUUCGUGUGGGUGUCCUGUCACCUGAGGAGACCCAUCAGGCUUCCCUGACCCAACACGCUGCUAGAUUUCCCAUCCCCACCCAUUAUGAACAUGAUGCACAGUAUCAAUGUCAGUACAGCGUGUCACUGGGCAAAUCCAAUGCAUACUCUAAAAUGAGCUCACCAGUAACUAUCCCAUGCAUUACAGGAUAUCAUAAAUGCACACCGACCUCUACAGGCAGCACAGAUCUGGCUCUGAUUGGUGGCUCUGUGGCUGGGGGUGUUCUGUUCCUCAUGAUGGUGGCAAUCUUGGGCUUUGCCGUACACAAACAUUCCAAAAACAUGUCGGAGAGAAAGAGGCAAAGAGAUCAACUCUGGCAACAUGUUCCCUUCAGAGAUCAUACUGUUGACCUCACUCUGCAGCAUGUUGACAUUGAAUCUGAGGGCAGUGGACGAACACUUAGAGGAAGACCCUCAUUUUCAGAACCAAUUUACGAAAGUCUCAUGGCAACCUUUAAGAAUCCCUCACUUUGCUGAUCUUUCACUGUAUCUAUCUAUCCAUCAAUGCUACUGUAUAUUUUGUGCUUGACAUAUUCUGACAUAUUAAAACAUGUUGACAUAUUAAAA